Molecule: messenger RNA, 2430 nt
Organism: Acanthaster planci (crown-of-thorns starfish)
Lineage: Eukaryota; Metazoa; Echinodermata; Asteroidea; Valvatida; Acanthasteridae
Product: lysosomal dipeptide transporter MFSD1-like
Biological process (GO): transmembrane transport
Molecular function (GO): transmembrane transporter activity
Source: RefSeq, a predicted model, not a curated record
AGUUCUGCAUGCUGCCAUGCUUGGCCCGCCGGCAUGCUGUCAUGUCAGAUUAACCUUGACCUGUGGCUGGAGAGCAAGAUGUCACCAAGUUAUCUUGACUUGUGGCUGUAGAGCAUGCUGUCAUGUCAGGUUAACCUUGACCUGUGGCUGUAGAGCAUGCUGUCAUGUCAGGUUGACCUGGACGUGGCUGGAGAGCAAGAUGUCAUCAAGUUAACCUUGACCUGUGGCUGUCAUGGCUGUAGAGCAUGAUGUCGUGUCAAGUUAACCUUGACCUGUGGCUGGAGAACGUGCUGUCAUGUCAAGUUAGCCUUGACCUGUGGCUGGAGAACGUGCUGUCAUGUCAAGUUAGCUUGACCUGUGGCCGUAGAGCAUGCUGUCAUGGGAUGGAAUCCCAGCCAGGAUAUUUUGCAAGCUUACUACCGUUUUGUGGUAUUGUUCUUCAAUUGCAUGUUGACAUUUGGAACGGCCUUCUGCUUUGACAUGCCUAGCGUUCUUCAAGCAAUCUUUCAAGGGAACAUAACGUGCAUUAAUGCAACCACAUAUGGCAAUAGCAGUGACUGUGUUGAAGGACUAGGCAUGACGCCUAACCAGUACAAUCUGCUCUAUGCAAUCUAUGCAUGGACAAAUGCCAUUGUUGUGAUUGCAGCAGGGUUCUUGAUUGACAAACUUGGAAAUCAAGUCGGAUUGUUUCUUUUUUCCGGUCUGUGUUUGAUUGGCUCAAGUACAUUUGCUGGUGGGGCCAUGCUGAAAGGCACAAAGGCCAUGCUUCCGAUGAUGCUCAUUGGUCGACUGAUAUUUGGAUCUGGAAAUGGCUCCCUGAUAAUUGUUCGGAAUCGUAUAACAGCUUACUGGUUCAAAGACAAGGAGUUGGCUUUUGCUUUUGGGGUCACGUUGACUUUCGUAAGGCUGGGAAGUGUUCUAAACUUCUUGUUGACCAAAUCCAUUGAGGAUAAAGUUGGGUUGACCUGGGUGCUGUGGGGAGGUGCCUUCCUUUGUGCUCUUGGGUUUACCUCAGCUAUUGUAACAAGCAUUCUGGAUAUCUAUGGAGUUCGCCAACUUGGACAGGAGUCGAAUGUAAAGCAGAGCUCAAAGAAACUUCAUUUCAGUGACAUUCGCUACUUCAACUCGUCCUAUUGGCUGGUUGUCUUGACCAUCAUGUUCUUCUACAAUGGAGUUUUUCCUUUUAUGGCAGAUGCAAGUAAAUUUAUUCAUGAUAAAUAUGGUUUCAAGGAGGAGUCCCCGGUACCCAGCUACCUGGUGGGAGCAGUGUUUGAUGUUUCUUUGGUUCUGUGUGUGCUUCUAGGUGCCUUGAUUGACAUCAUUGGAAUGCGCGGUCUCUUGGCUUUGUUUUGCUCCGUCGCUACCAUCCCAGUCUUUGGCUUGCUUGCUUUUACCCACAUCUACCCGCUGGUAUCCACACUGUGGCUUGGCUUCACCUACUCCAUUGCUUCAGCAACUCUGUGGUCAUCCAUUCCUCUUGUAGUCACCCAGGAAACUGUUGGCAUGGCGAUGGGAUUUGCAACAUCUGCUCAGAUGAUAGGCGUAGGUAUUUGCAACAAUGUGAUUGGUGCUAUACUUGGAAACAAAAACACACCCUUGCCUCAUGAUGAGUUAAUGAAACGUUGGAAAUACGUUAUGAUCUUCCUGUUUGCCAACACGCUGUGCUGUGUUGUCACGGCAAUUCUGCUCAACCUUUCAGACAAAAGAAAGGGGUGUAUCCUAAACCAGAAUCGUCGUGAACGGAGGGAGGGCAUGGCAUUGUUGAUGCCGAGUGUAGCCACUGACGACGGUUCUGGGAAUAGUACUUUGGCCAUGAAUGAGGCAAAACCUCUGCUGCAUUCACCUGAUCUUGGACGGCCCACGCAACUAAAAUGACUGCAGCCUCCAGUCUAGAUUGGCAACAGUCAAUUCUGUAUCAAUGGGACUUGUUCUGCAAAAAUUUUGUUUCCAUUGUACUAGACUCUUUGAAAGAUCUGAAAUUAAAAAUGUCCACUUGUGAAUUGUUUUCACAAAACAGGCCACAAAUAUACUGAAAUACUGCUGGAACCUUGGAAGGGUGUCUGUCAAGUUGCCUAUAUUUGCCAAAUGUUGCCUUGUUUCAUGUGCUUCUAUUUUUGAUAGAGGGAUGCUAGUGUUAGUAUGAAGAGGAUAGCAGGUUAAAGGGUUGGAGAUUGUUUAAUCAAAAACUUUAUGUAGUAUUACAGGCAAUUGUGUCUUUGUAAAAUGCUCUGAUCUUUUUGUUUCAACCAAAAAUUCAACCAGCUUUGCAGAGAAAGUGCAAUUUGCUGGUUUGGGUAUCCUAUUCAUUUUUCUUUUACUUUAUAAAUGGACGUAUACAUUGUGCGAAAAACAUUGUUACCUUGACUAGAGUGUCCUAGAUUUGCAUUCUUGACUUAUACCCAGCAAGAAAUGAGACCGAGGGGUACCCCC